Molecule: messenger RNA, 2034 nt
Organism: Penicillium olsonii
Lineage: Eukaryota; Fungi; Ascomycota; Eurotiomycetes; Eurotiales; Aspergillaceae
Source: the annotation of a GenBank genome assembly
AUGGCAUCCACCGCCCAAAUGCAGAGACCCUAUCCCCCCAUGUACCACACCCCUCAGUCAAGCUCACCGGCAUCGGUAGCUUCUCAACCUCAGGACCAACAUGGGCGCCCUCUCUACGGACAUUCACCCCAGGUGCCACCCCAGAUGUUCAACUACCACCCUUACUCGCCUAUGAAUCCGGUGCAGCCAUCACCAUAUGCCACUCAUCACUCUCCCCAGCAACAUCCUCUCACGACUCAGCCAUUGAUGAUGCCCCCUCACAAAGCCCCGGUUCAGAUGUCACAACAUCAAUCCCCUCAUAUCCCCACCACCGCCAUGUCCGCCAGCCCGAUCAUGAAACUCGACACCUCCCAACAUCCCCAACCACAGCAACAAAUGUUGAACCCUCCGUCAGCAACUAGCAAUCACGGAAUGACCGCCAACAAUCCCCUGGCUAGCCCAACGCAAGGUUCCAGUUCCAACGCCGCCCCAGGGCCCAUCCCCGCCACGACACCCCUAGUGGUCCGACAGGAUGCCAGCGGCGUGCAGUGGAUAGCAUUUGAGUACUCUCGAGACCGCGUGAAGAUGGAGUACACGAUCCGCUGCGAUGUGGAAUCUGUGGUGGUGGACACACUCUCGCAAGACUUCAAGACCGAGAACUGCGUGUACCCGCGCGCCUGUUGCAGUAAGGACCAAUACCGCGGGAACCGACUGGUCUAUGAGACAGAAUGCAACGCCGUCGGCUGGGCACUGGCAGACCUGAAUCCUGCCCUGAGGGGGAAGCGGGGUCUGAUUCAGCGCGCGGUCGAUAGUUGGCGCAACAGUAACCAGGACCCGAGACUUCGCAGCAGACGUGUUCGUCGCCAGGCGAAGAUGACUCGCAGACAGUCGGUUCCCGCUCAGUCGCAUAUUCCACCUGGUGUGUCGCUGCCGGAGCCUGGUCCUGGCCCCGGUCCCACCCUGGGUGCUAUGCCCAUGCCGGGAUCAGCUCCCCGUCCUAAUUUGGGACUCAUGUCGAUGGGUCCGCCGCAGAUGCAUCACCACCAUCAGCCUGAUGGGAUUCCUAAUGAGGAAGUUAGCGCAGGUCUCCCUCUUCCCUUCGUGUAUUCCCUUUGGUAUUUUACUUUUGUUGCCCUGGUUUGUUUUGUAUGUGUAUUUUUGGAAGCCGUUUAUGUCUCGCCUUCGAGUGUACGAGUGUAUGAGGAUGUGUGCAAUGGCUAUAUGAGAUCGUGUACUCUCACUUUCCUGUAUCCCUGUGUGGUCCGCACCCCGUUUGUUUUACUUGCUUAUUCCAUACCCUGUUCGUUUUUACCUGUUUACUACCUUGAUUGCUUUUUGACUCUUUCCUUGGAACUGGAACUACCUCUUCUCUCCCAUGGCAUCCUGCGCACCGAAUACCCAGGCAGACCAGAUCGUCUUCCACAACCUGACCUUCGACCCGCACACAUCUUCCACGAGGUCCCGACCUCCCUGACUCCCAGCAAUGGUCCCUCCAUGCCACCCCUCCGCGAUAACUCCCUCUCCACUCUAGCCCGACACCCCACCAUCGCCACUGCCAUGGACCACGACAUCGACACCCAAGGCCCAACCAACGACGACCUGUUCAGCCAGCUUCCCGACGGCAAGCGGCGCAAAUUCAUCCUCGUCGACGAUCCCCAACGCAGCUGCCGCGUGCGCGUCAAAGUCGUCCUCGACAAAGUCAACAUGGAUGAAAUUCCCGACAAAUACCGGGAGUCCACCGCCGUCUACCCACGCACCUACUUCCCUAUCCAGAUGCCCGACGAAAACCGCGUGGUCCCCAGCAAGCGAUUCUUCCGCGACGACACCGAGCCCGGCGACGUCGACGCAGCGACAACGGGACGAACCACCGUCCCAGCGCCCUCUCUCGAUGCAGACAUAAACACUGCCAUCGCGGUGCCCAAGCUCUCGCGCAAGAGACACCACAAGGAGCUCCUGCUCAACGACCUCGGGUACCGCAUGAGCUGGAGUCAGAGCCGGGUGUUUUCAGGACGUAUGCUCUUUUUGCAGCGGUCGUGUAAGUGUCUCAAACCUUAA